Molecule: messenger RNA, 3397 nt
Organism: Hippocampus zosterae (dwarf seahorse)
Lineage: Eukaryota; Metazoa; Chordata; Actinopteri; Syngnathiformes; Syngnathidae
Gene: cdh1
Product: cadherin 1, type 1, E-cadherin (epithelial)
Exons: 18
Coding region: 348-2996 (882 amino acids)
Biological process (GO): multicellular organism development; cell morphogenesis; homophilic cell-cell adhesion
Cellular component (GO): adherens junction; plasma membrane; cytoplasm
Molecular function (GO): calcium ion binding; cadherin binding
Source: RefSeq, a predicted model, not a curated record
GACAGCUCAAAGAGGAACAGAAAGUUGUAGUUGCGUAGCUUCAUACAUCGAUAUCUGAUUUCAGUACGGAGGCUGUCCCUAGUCCAUUUUGUGACUAAGCCGCUACAGAAACUGCCGGUAUCUGUCCAGACAGGCGUGUCUGUCUCUUUGCCCUUAUGUGGAAGGCGGAAGCGGAGCACCUGUGAGCCGACGUCACACAUUGAAAAUACCUGCUGCGACUGGUCCGCUCAACUAGUAUACUGCAGUUCGACUCAACUCAACUACGGCGCAAGCACCUGCUCGGGAAUAUACGAAUUAAAAUUGAAUCGUUAGCAUUUCAAAGAGAGUUUUUGGAGACUUCCAGGCAGAUGAGGACCGCCACGUUCGCGGUGUGGGGAACUUUGUUCGUCGUUCUUCAGGCUUUGGCUGUUGUUUCCACUGAAGAGCAAUCAUGUGUACCUGGGUUUCAGUCAGACAUGAAAGUUUUCACAGUGAGCAGAAAGCACCUACCAAGGGGCACACUGUUGGGCAAAGUGGACUUCACAGACUGCUCAGAUCGCACGAGAUUUCGUUUUAGAAGUGAAGAUUCACGUUUCACGGUACAAACUGAUGGUGUCUUGAAGGUAAACAGACCGGUUUCUCUUCAUGAAGCCCAACUUGACUUUAUGAUUCACACUUGGGACUCUCAAGGGCACAUGAUGACCAUUCCUGUCAGGGUAUUCCUUGAUGGCAGCCAACGCCAAAAUGCUCCGCGUAUUCCAGAGAGCAUAGACGAUGCAGAGGUGCCAGUUCUGCAUUUCGCAAAGUCAAACGGAGGAUUAAGGAGGCGGAAGAGAGACUGGGUUAUUCCCGACAUUAAUGUUGCGGAGAAUGACAGAGGUCCUUAUCCCCUCAAAGUAUCUCAAAUUAGGUCAAAUGAGGACAAAGUAAAGAAGAUAUUUUACAGCAUCACUGGUCCAGGAGCUGAUCAGCCUCCUGCUGGCCUUUUCACCAUGGACAGAGACACUGGCAAUCUUUAUCUCACACAACCACUGGACAGGGAGAAGCAGCCCAAAUAUUUUUUUAAAGCGUAUGCGGUGGCAGAUGGUUCUGGAAAUGCUGAGGAGCCCAUGGAAAUUAUUGUCAAUGUAAUUGACCAGAAUGACAACAAACCUGUUUUUGAAAAGGAUACCUUCUUGGGAGAAGUGGCUGAGGCAUCACCAAAAGGAUUUGAGAUCAUAAAGGUGAAUGCCACAGAUGCGGAUCAGGAAAACCAUGACAACUCUGAUCUCCGUUACAGUAUUGUCAGCCAAGAUCCAGAGUCACCUGCACCAAACCUUUUUCUCAUCAAUCCUGUGACUGGAGUCAUCAGAAUCAAUGCUGGUGGCUUAGACAGAGAGAAAAAUCCCAGAUACACCCUAAGAGUGCAAGCAGCUGACAUGUUGGGGAAUGGGUUGAUUGGAGAGGCAAAAGUUAUUCUCACUGUGACGGACAGCAAUGACAAUGCUCCAGUAUUCACCCAAAACUCGUAUGAUGCAAGCAUUGAAGAAAAUAGAGUGGACGUUAUCGUCAUGAAAAUGACAGUAACAGAUGGUGAUGAGCCUCAUUCCCCAGCCUGGAACGCAAAGUUCAAGAUUCUUGGUGGUGAUCCCUCAAACAUGUUCUCUGUGGAAACCGGAAGCAACAAGAAUGAGGGAAUCAUCACUACUGUCAAGGGUCUGGACUUUGAGAAGAAUAGCAAGCACACGCUGUUGAUAGCAGUGGAGAAUGAAGUUCCUUUUGCCACCCCAAUGCCCACCUCCACAGCCACGGUGAUUGUAAAUGUGAUCGAUGUUAACGAGGCCCCGGUCUUUGAUCCUGUGGAGAAACUUGUGUCCAAACGGGAAGACCUUCCUAUCGACGCUGAUGUGGUGCAGUACAUUGCUUCAGACCCAGACAUUGCACGCAAACAGAAAGUCAUGUAUAAAAUAGUUAGUGACCCAGCCGGCUGGUUGAAUGUGGCCAAAGAUACAGGCCUGGUCACAGUGAAGAAUGCGAUGGACAGAGAGUCUAUCUUUGUCAAGGACAACAAAUACACAGCACUCAUUGGUGCAUAUGACAAUGAUGAAGUUCCAGCCACAGGAACGGGUACACUGAUGAUCCUCCUUGAAGAUGUUAAUGACAACGCACCCACAAUCGAGGAACGCGCAUUUACGGUGUGCAACAAAAAACCUGUUCCUCAGUUGCUGUCAGUAACUGAUAAAGAUGGGCCUGGCUUUGCUGCUCCUUAUAGAGUCGCAUUAGAAGGCAUGUCAAAGAACAACUGGACUGCUCGAAUGAACGCCUCCAAAACGGGUAUUAUCUUGAACUUGGCCACGGAGCUGCCAAGUGGAGAAUACACUGUGGUUCUUCGAGUGGCGGACAACCAGGGUUUGGAGCAGGACAGCACGGUUCAGGCCAAAGUGUGUGACUGCACUGGGGAAGAAGUGGUGUGCAAAGGACGAGUGGCGGGCGGCACCGACCUGCCUGUUAUCCUGGGAAUUCUGGGAGGAAUCCUUUUGCUUCUCUUGUUGCUGCUACUCCUGCUGCUGUUUGCAAGACGGCGAAGGGGGGAAUCAAAGGAGCCUUUACUGCAGGAAGAUGAUAUCCGGGACAACAUCUACUACUAUGACGAAGAGGGAGGUGGAGAGGAUGAUCAGGACUAUGAUCUUGGUGUUCUCCACCAAGGUUUGGACAACCGCCCUGAGGUGUUCAGGAACGAUGUGAAGCCCAUCUUCCUGACGGCUCCGCAGUACAGGCCUCGUCCCGCCAACCCGGAGGAUAUUGGCAACUUCAUUGACGAUAACCUGAAGGCUGCCGACAAUGACCCUACAGCGCCCCCCUAUGACUCCCUGCUGGUGUUUGACUUUGAGGGAGGUGGCUCUGAUGCAGGAAGCCUGUCCUCUCUUAACUCGUCCAGCAGCGGCGACCAGGACUAUGACCACCUCGGGGACUGGGGGCCUCGCUUCAAAAAGCUCUCUGACAUGUUCGGGGGAGGCGAAGAUGACGACAUGCUGUAAAUGGACCAGAGAGCAGAAUGGAUGGAGAACGCACGAGAGAAUGAAUGGAUUGUGCCUGAAUUUGAGUUUCAUGUAAGCAUGGACUGUUUAUUAGAAACAUUCAGACUGUUAACGGCACAUUCCUGUUGCCAGUAACAGACACUGUACGGAAACCAAAGGCGGCUUGCUUAGUUUUGUCUUUUAGUAAUGCCCCGUUUUGGAAAAGCUACACCUAAUUUCAAUUCCAUUUCGACAUCCAGGUUUGAUACGAAAGGCUUGUUUUUGUUUGUUGAGUGUGUUUAAAGAGCCAUAAGUGUUGAACGGGUAUUGUUGCAGUCGAUAGGGUGACCCUAGAAACUUGCAGAUGCAGCACUGGUAAAAUCCAAACUUUAUUGCAGCAAUGACUUAUUUCUUCACGGUGC